Betta splendens (Siamese fighting fish) is the source of this 1536-nucleotide messenger RNA. It is a transcript of the gene otud3, whose product is annotated as OTU deubiquitinase 3. The record is from RefSeq and is a predicted model, not a curated record. The transcript is spliced from 8 exons. Gene Ontology annotation, biological process: protein deubiquitination. The coding region runs from base 1 to 1161 and encodes 386 amino acids. Gene Ontology annotation, molecular function: cysteine-type deubiquitinase activity. NCBI's taxonomy places the organism in Eukaryota, Metazoa, Chordata, Actinopteri, Anabantiformes, Osphronemidae.
AUGUCUAGAAAACAGAUAUCAAAAUCUGUGCGAAGCAAUAAAAAGAGUGAACUGGAACGGAAGAGGGAUGAAAGGGCAGCACGCCGGGCCAUUGUUAAGGACAGGAAGAACAGGCCUCAAGACGGCGACGAGGGAGCGGAGUUUGCCAGUUUCUCUAAUCAGCUCCAGGCGCUGGGUCUCAAGUUGAGAGAGGUUCCUGGAGAUGGAAACUGCCUUUUCAGAGCUCUGGGUGACCAGUUAGAAGGUCACUCUCGAGGUCACCUGCGGCUUCGCCAGGAGACAGUCCAGUAUAUGACGUCCCACCGACAAGACUUUGAACCAUUUGUUGAGGAUGACGUGCCAUUUGCACAGCACUUGUCUAACCUCUCUCAGCCUGGUACGUUUGCUGGCAACGACGCUAUUGUGGCUUUUGCUCGCAGUCAGCAAGUGAAAGUUGUUAUUCAUCAGCUGAAUACACCACUGUGGGAGAUAAAUGGUGCAGAGAAACAGGUGUGCAGAGAACUACAUAUUGCCUACCGCUAUGGAGAUCAUUAUGACAGUGUGAGGCGAAUUGGAGACAAUUCUGAGAGUCCUGCUCAGCUCCGCAUAGAGAAUCUGCAGAAUUCACAAGGCCAGCAACGUGAGUUUGGGGACGGUCAAAGGGAAAGAAAAAAAAACUCAUCUCCAACAGCAUCAGGGGAGGACAGUGUGAUCCUGAGCUCCAUCAAGAAUCGAGGAGUCCAGGGUGAAGAGGAGAACCUGCUUCAGCUGAGUGCAGCCACCAUCAAUGCUGAAUGGCUUGUUGGUUCUGUGCUGGACCUGUCCUGUAAAGGCCAGUGUGGCUCAUGCUCUGCCUGCAGAACAACAGCCACAGACUGCACUGAGCACAAGCAAUCAGUAGAGGGCGACAACAUACAAAAACCUAAGCAUCUUGGUGCCCGAUACCAGAGCGCACCUUCAGUGGAGUCCAGAGUUAAGCUCUAUUGGUAUCCAGCAAGCAGAGGAAAGAGCAGCAGCGGCAAGAAAAGAAGAAGCGUCAAGAGGAGAGGCAUCGGCAGAAGUUUCUUCAGAGCAGAGGCGACCAGGACCAGAACCAGAAUUUGCCAGAGGCUGUUACAUUGGUACCAGCUCUCAACACUCUCAGUAUAUAGACUGGCGCAUGUUUCAGCCACUGGUGACUGAUGCUGUACAAAAAGAAGUUUGACUGUAUCGCAGUGGAUGACUUUCCUGAAGAGAACCCUAUAGUUUCCUGGCGAUCAGUAACAGUGCCUGUAAACCUGCGUGGGUGAGUUGCGUGAAUGUUUUAGAAGAGAGUGAAACAGCAUGAAUUCCUGUUUUUGUUAAAUUCUGAUUUAGUUCUGUCUCUGGCUAUUUUAUGUAGAAUCUCCCCAGUCUUUUAGCGCUGGACAACUGGCUUUUCAUGACAGCCACACAGAUAAUCUCAUGUAGCUGGGCUUUUCCAUUUGCUACAAAUUAAGUUAAAGUGUAUCCAGAUCUUCAGGACCAUUCUGUUUGUUCCAUCUGACCAAAGAAGAAAAUAAAGGAAGAAUGGCAGAA